CAUGUGCGCAACUUAAAGUAUGCUGCAUAAUUUAGUAUCUGGUGGUCUGAUGUUCUUGGGCCUAACUGUGUCCUCUGCUCCCAGCCCACUUGCCUAUCCCUAGUGCUUAUAAACUUUGGACUGAAUCUCCCUGGCCUCCUUUUGCUUCUGCUGGAGCAAAAUUUCUGCUGACUUAAUUCAAGCCACUUUUAAUUGGCACCUAGAGUCCAGCAGAAAAUCUAUUUUGGUUAUGGUAUUUUUUCUCAAGCCCAGAAGUAAUUGAGAAAUUGCCUUUUUUAAAAAAAAAAAGGAAAUGUAGCUCUGAGUGGGUACCUUUUUGGCCAUUCACUCGUGGCAAGGCUAUGUGACAGUCCAAUACGUUAGCCACACAUGGCUAAUUGGGAAUCCAUAGCUGGCUAACUGCAUUUCUGGUGCAUGAAUAAAAAAUGAGCAAUAGCUACCAUUGUUGGACAUGUGAUUACGACACUCGUUCACAAGUUGUAUGCAUGUGCUCUUUUACCUUUUUAUGCAUUUAUUGCUAAAACGUUAAGACAAAAAGCAGAGUUCAAGUAUUCUUUGAAGUGCUUUACUUUCGUGGUUACUGAAUGGUGGUAGAUGUUUGCUCAAUAUUGUGUGCAUAUGUAUGGUAUUUUCUACUUACGUUUGUGCAUGUGACACAAUUGGUGUCAUAGUAGCGUCACAAAUUUCUAUUGGACAACAUUGGCCUAAACAUUGAGCCUGUUGUCCUUGCCUGACAUCCAGUUAUAGCAAAUUCAUCAUAUUUUUUGCUGAGAUUAGCUAUCUCAGUACAGAUCAGGGAAACCUGAGACCCUCGUGGUCUUAUUCACUUACUCCUAUACCUUUUUACAUAGUAUGUUAUUUACAGCACAGAAACUAAUCAGUUGGCCCAACAGGUUCAUGCAGGUGUUUAUGUUCUACACAAGCCUCCUCGCACUUUUCUUCAUAUAACUCUAUCAGCAGAUGAUCAGGCAGGGUCCAAGUUGAACAAUGUUACACAAGUAGAAGUAAACUAUUUUAAUGGAGCGGAUAUGUGGUUGUAAACUAUUUCGGCAUCAAAGGUUGCAUUUUCUGGAGAAGAGACAGUCUGUUCAAUCCUUAUCAGUGUAACCUCUCCAUUCCACUAUCGUAGUCAAUCAAUUUGCACCUUCUCCAAAUCUACAUUUUCUUACAUAUUUUGAAAUUGUAUUUCAGAUUCCCCAGUCCGAUUCAUUUAUGGAAAUGAUGAACAACAGUGGUUCCAGCAUCAAUGCUUGUGGAACACCACUUCUCAUCAUUUAACAGUUUGAAUAACUACCUUUAACCCCUACGCUCUUGUUUCCUGUUUUUUUUAGCCAGCUUGCUACCAAUUAUGCUACCUAUCCCCUGACUCCAUUUGACUGGCUUUAGUCAUGACUCCACUAUGCAGUCAGUACCUUAUCACGUACUUUUAGAAAUCCUAAUAUAUUGUUUCCAUUGCACUAUCCUUGCCUGGCCUUUCUAUUACUACUACAAAGAAUUUAAUAACGUUGGUCAGGCAUGAACUUUUCUUUUGAAAUCAGUCAUGACUUUAGAAAUUGAAAAAAUAAUUUAAAGAUGUUUUCAAUUGCAUCUUUGAAGAAGGAUUCCAUUAUCUUUCCUACCACCAAUGUUAAGCUAAUUGGUCUGUAGUUUCCAAUACUUGUUCUAGGUCCCAGUUCAAAUAUUGGAUUCACAUUAUCUGUCCACCAGUCCUCUGGCACUAUUGCCUUUUCUAAUGAAGUUAUGUAAUAAUACCUCUGCUAUCUCUUUCCUACCUUAUAAUAUGCACAGAUGCAAUCCAUUUGGACCAGGGAUUUUAUCCUCUCUUAGUUUGAUUAGUUUUUCAGUCGAGUCCCCUUUUCUAUCGUAAAUGUCUUCAAAUCUUUUUUGAUUUCUUUUCAUGUCAUGCCCAUCGUGUGUUGGGCAGAGAGCACAACUGACCUGCACUUCUGACUAUGUUCAGAGCACUGCUGGCCACUCUGGUAUUAUUCCACUUAAUGCUAUGCUGUUAUUGCCUAGAUGUUCCCCAAAGCUCACUUCUCUAAUCUGUUCUGGUUCAUUCGCUAAUGCUAGAUCCAACAGGGUUCCCUCCUCGUUGGUGGAACUUUUUACAUACUGGACAAGAAAGGACUCCUGCACACAUUGUCAAAGCCCCAUACCCUAUUUCCUUAUCACUUCAAUCUCUCUUGAUUAUUAUUCUAUGCCCUUUACUCCAUUCACAUUCACUUACACAUUUCUUCCUCCACCUUAUUUCAAUUAUUUGGUGGUCUGUAGUAUACACUUAAUGUGAUUGAUCCUUUGUCAUUUAUUUCAGCCUGCAUAGAUUCUGUUUCUAUCCUGUUAGCUAUGUCUCUUUCUCUACUGCUAUUACCUCCUCCUUCCUUAGCCUUUCUGAUUGUUAUAACCUGCAAUAUUUAGUUGCCAGCCCUGUUUUUUUAUGUGGACACAUUUCUGUUAUUCCUCAUACAUCUUAUUUAAAUAUUGCAUUAUUUCUCUUUUAAAGAAGUACAUUGAUCUCUGUAAACCUGACAGAACAGCCUGCCAAUCAACUGCAUAUCAAUCUAUUGGUUACAGGUUUUACUUUCACUGUUAGAGAAAAAUAGACAUCUGAGCAGAAGCACUAAAUCAUCAGUGAUGUCAUGGGGUUGUAAACUGCCAGCUGCCAUAUUGCUGUAGGCAUAAAGCACCAAUUUAUCAUGUUCUACAGCAGGAAAUGUCUUUGACACAUUCUCCCAUGACCACUUUGCUGCAAUCAAGUUAAUUAUUAGGCCUGGGCUGUGCUAUGCUAACCCAAAUCCAAGAAUAAAUGCAGGUUUUGGUUCAGAGGAUUUGGCCUACUUAUCGAAACUGAUGUCAAGCCAAGUAUCUACAAAAGACCCAAAAGGCAGCCCAAGCCUUCCACAGACGAGGGAUACUGGGACUGUAGCGUUUGUACGUUCAAGAACAGCGCAGAGGCUUUCAAAUGCAGUAUGUGUGAUGUCAGGAAGGGCACAUCAACACGACCGUGCUAUGGCAGGACAGCAAAACAAUCAGGAUGUCAAAGCCCGUCCCAAGGAAAGCCACCGGUCAGCAUCACCACUUCGAAAAGCCAUCCGGGACGACCUACAAGAUCCAACCCAAGCAGCAUGAAGCCUCGCCCAGUGUCUCAGCUGGUGGCACAGCAAGUAACCCAACAAUUUGCAUCACCCACACAACCAAAGAAAGAGAAAAAAGAAAAGGGAGAGAAGGAAAAAAAUGAGAAAGAAACUGUCAGUAAAAAGAACAGCCACAAGAAAACAAGGCCGAGAUUAAAAAAUGUGGAUCGGAGCAGUGCACAGCAUUUGGAAGUGACUGUGGGUGACCUGACAGUCAUUAUUACAGACUUUAAGGAGAAAGUAAGGUCAGCCCCGGCGGCCACUGCUACCUCGAGUACCACUGCUGACCAGCACAGCCUGAGCAGCUCCAGCUCCGACAACACAGAGAAAGGCUUGUCCCGGUCAUCAUCGCCCAGAGGAGAAGGAUCAGUAAACGGUGAAUCCCACUAAAGUACCGGCUGACCUACUUCCUUUACUCACUCCUUGCUCAACGAUUCAAUGGACAGCAUCUCAACAUCUUCAGUCCUGGGCAUUCAGUGUUAAUACUGGCUAGUUGGGCUGCCUUCUUCAGUUUCGGUUUCAGUGCUUUCUAAUACUUGCAUAGCAAUCUGGAACUCCUGCACUGCAGCAUGUUUUUGAGUGUAAUUUUCUAUAACUUAGAUCGGACUGCCUAAGUAAUGUGUUCGAGGACUGAAUUAUGAAGCAGCUGACUUUAAGUAUUCAGUGCUACCUUCGGUCAAUUUUCAAUCGACUGCUGCAGUAACAAAACAAUUUCUGAAAUUCAUUUGCCUAGUUAAGUGCACCUGCUGGUACGUGGUGUGGUUAAAUAGGAACAGCAUUCUCAAAAGCAUUUGUAUAAAUUCUUGCCAACGUUUUUUCAAAACUUGUUAUUUGGAUGGGAAGAAAACACUUAGCCAUUAAAAUUGUGGCUUUACCAAUGUCCACUGUCAUUCAUUUCAGUAAGUUACAGUUUUAAUAUGUAGUCUUGGGCUAAUUGACCAGGUUUGACUGAGGAUACAGUCCAUGCUACUUAACUGCAGCCACUCGGGUAAAGGAAUUGAGUUGCUGUAAUAUAUAAAAAAAAGGAGGGUCAUUUUUGCACCCUUAGCUAAUUGGGAAGGGAUGCAGAUGUGUCGCUUGCGUGACUUUGUAUUUCACGCAUGUCCUCUCAGCUGAGUGCUCCCUGAAAGAAAGGAGGAAACGUUAAUAAUUAGAUGCUUAGUAUGUCUAAAAGUAGUUUCGAUGGUAUGUGUGGGAAUAGUUUAUGAUGAUAUUGCCAGUUCUGGAAACUUCAUUUAAGGUGUUUUGCUGAUGUUUUGAAUUUGCGACAGUAUUUAUACGUAUUGUUGUAAUAAAAAAAGUUAUGCAAGAACACGUUCUAUCUUUGAAGUUCUGUUACUUCUCUACAUUACUUUUUAAAUAGCCUUCUACAUGUAUCGUCACUGGUGAAUGUGUUUUUUUUUGGGACAGCCCUGUGCUGAAACUUUGUGCAAAAGCAGUUGGGAGGUGAACAAAAGGAUUUGUUGAAAUGUCAUGGUCUGAUGUCUAAUUGGUACUAGAUGUGUUUCUGUCCCCUUUUUAUGUACAUCUCAUAUUUUCCAAGCAAUACAAGAAAAAUACCUCAUGGGAAUUAUACCAAUUUUAAAAAAAAUGUGUUUCAGCAACUGAAAAAUAAAAACAUAAGUAGAUCUGAAGUUAUAUUUGUUACCAGCAAGCAAAACACCUUUUUUAAAAAAAAACUAAAUGGUAACAAAAUUAGUCAGUGAUAUGGGGAGGGCCUAGCAACUGUGUGUGAUGUCAGAUACUGUUCCAAUGUAACAUGCAAUAAGUGGCAUAGACUGUAUUUUCAGAUGUAGGUAUUUGAUACUAAUACCUGUAUUCAGUGAUUAUAGAUUGUUUUACAUGAGAUUUUUAUAUCCUUUAAAAAAAAAACUCUCGGUGUUCAUGCUGAUAUGUGUAGUGUUUGGUAUAUAUUUGAUUUCUAUCAGAAAAACAACUCACAAUUAAAAGAUAUUUGAAUUAUAAA
Molecule: messenger RNA, 5097 nt
Organism: Carcharodon carcharias (great white shark)
Lineage: Eukaryota; Metazoa; Chordata; Chondrichthyes; Lamniformes; Lamnidae
Gene: yaf2
Product: YY1 associated factor 2
Exons: 7
Coding region: 2967-3521 (184 amino acids)
Biological process (GO): positive regulation of DNA-templated transcription
Cellular component (GO): nucleus
Molecular function (GO): transcription coregulator activity; DNA binding
Source: RefSeq, a predicted model, not a curated record